Lipotes vexillifer (Yangtze River dolphin) is the source of this 504-nucleotide messenger RNA. Its product is annotated as granzyme M-like. Gene Ontology annotation, biological process: proteolysis. The record is from RefSeq and is a predicted model, not a curated record. Gene Ontology annotation, molecular function: serine-type endopeptidase activity. The transcript has 4 exons. Lineage: Eukaryota; Metazoa; Chordata; Mammalia; Artiodactyla; Lipotidae. The coding region runs from base 1 to 504 and encodes 167 amino acids.
AUGAGGGUUCCCCAUUUACAAAACAGAGGUUGCAGGUUUGAGGCUUCCCAGGCGGCCCAGCAGCUGAACGACCUCGCGCUGCUUAAGCUGGAUGGGAAGGUGAAACCCAGCAAGACCAUCCGGCCCCUGGCCUUGCCACGAGGACGCCAGGCAGUGGCCGCAGGAGCGCGGUGCAGCGUGGCCGGCUGGGGUGUGACCCACCAGGGUGGGCAGCUGACCAAGGCACUGCAGGAGCUGGAUAUGCAUGUGCUGGAUGCCAAGAUGUGCAACAACAGUCGGUUUUGGCACGGUGGCAUCAGCCCCCGCAUGAUCUGCCUGGCAGCCCACUCCAAGAACCAGGCCCCCUGCAAGGGGGACUCGGGAGGACCCGUGAUGUGCAGCAGAGGCCAAGUGGCUGGAAUCCUGUCCUUCAGCUCUAAGGUCUGCACCGACAUCUUCAAACCCCCCGUGGCCACCGCCGUGGCCCCCUAUAGGUCCUGGAUCAAGAAGGUCAUCGGCCACUAG